AUGACCGAGAUGCAGUAUGGUGCGGCGCCAAUAUUUCCAGUCAGUGGUAAAACCGCUCUUUCGACAUCAGUUUUAAGAACGAACAGACCUUCAGCCGCUCGAGGGUUCGUCGCCAGAAUCGCAUCUCCGAAUUCGCUUGCUAUUGCCACGGCCCAACAGAGGCCAACGAUUGCGAGACGGGUGACAAUGAGGCCACCGAGCAGACUUACCUCUUUUGUCCAAUCCAUAAGGCCAAAGGACCUGGAACAACUGGCAAUUCGUGCUGCACAUGGACAAAUACCAUUACGUGGAAGAGUAUACACGGUAGCUUAUCCAAACAGUAAUCUACGCAAUACUGUUUCUACACGAGGAGUGGUGCAAUUGAGGAAACCUACCCUUACACGUUCACAUACAACGCAACUGACCAGGACCCCAAUACUCGGCCGAUCAUCAACCAGUAUAUCUACAGCGGCAAGGAUUCCCACUACAAACAUAGUAUCAUUAAGGAGACCUAUCAGUAAGACAAGUUCACCACGGAAAUCUACCACCAAGUUCUCCCGAAAUUCUGUUCGGAAGUCCUCGCGAAGUUCUCGAAAGUCAUCACGGAAACAUAGCAGUAGGGAGAAAGCGAAGCGGAAGGCAGCAUUAAAAGCUAAGCUAGCAGCUCUGAGAGCAAAGAAAGCCAAGAAGAGCGGCUACCCUUAG
Molecule: messenger RNA, 684 nt
Organism: Ylistrum balloti
Lineage: Eukaryota; Metazoa; Mollusca; Bivalvia; Pectinida; Pectinidae
Product: salivary glue protein Sgs-3-like
Exons: 1
Coding region: 1-684 (227 amino acids)
Source: RefSeq, a predicted model, not a curated record